AUGCGUGCCUUCAUCGUUCUCUGUCUGUUUACCGUUGCCUGUGCAGAUAAGUUGGGCUACAACUAUCGGCCUGUUGGACACUCAGACGCUGGUCUCUCGUUUGCACCAGGUGGCAGUAGCGGUGGACUGGAUGAUUUUGGUGGACCAGGAGGUGCAGCCACACAAGUAUCACCUUCUUACUCGGCACCCGCCGCUGAAUUCGAUAAGGAGUUCUACACCUACAGCGCUGAUGAGGAUGAUUUCAAUGAACCCGCCGGCAGCGAACAACUGGAUGCUUUAUUGAAGAAAAAUCUGCGUGUUGUUUUCGUUAAGGGACCCGAAGGUAAUGGUUUGGAGAAUGCCGCCCUCAAUCUUGCCAGACUUGCUGCCGAACAAAAGACCGCCAUCUAUAUUUUAAAAAAACAAGCCGACUUGAGUGAUUUGGCCAACAAAUUGCAGUCUCAACAUGACCUUACAGGUCAUAAGCCAGAGGUGCACUUCGUCAAGUACCGUACUCCAGAGGAUGCUGCUAAUGCCCAGCGCGCUAUUCAAUCGCAAUACGACCAAUUGGGUGGGAACUCUCAAUCGCACGAUGGUGGUGUUGCCCCAGUGCACAACUUCGCAUCUCAAGCUCCAGUUCAAGCACCCGAAGUGCAUGCUCCCCGUAACGCCUACUUGCCCUCUUCCAUCAUCCGUGUUUAAGUUGGGUUUUAAAACGGAGGACUGAACCGUUGCCUUACUGAAGAACUGAUUUGUUAAAUUUAUUGCAAGAAAUAUGUAAAAAUGUUUCGAAAUUGUUGUUGAACCAAGCUAGUUAUUGUUAUU
Bactrocera oleae (olive fruit fly) is the source of this 804-nucleotide messenger RNA. The record is from RefSeq and is a predicted model, not a curated record. Lineage: Eukaryota; Metazoa; Arthropoda; Insecta; Diptera; Tephritidae.